Messenger RNA from Ostertagia ostertagi, 282 nucleotides. NCBI's taxonomy places the organism in Eukaryota, Metazoa, Nematoda, Chromadorea, Rhabditida, Trichostrongylidae. The record is from the annotation of a GenBank genome assembly.
AUGACCGUUCACUCUCAUAAGCUUUCUUGUCGACAGCAAUACAUGGCCUCAAAUAUCGGUUCUGAUGAAGUGUGCAAGGAUCAGGAAAAUCAAAUAUGGCACAAGCUGAUGCCUAGAGAGUCGUCUGGCAUCAUUGCCCAUCGGUCUGAGAUUAUUUUUCCGUGGAGGUCAGCCUUCACCUUUUUCGUUAUUGGACGUGUGCAUAGAGUCCUUUCAGAGUUCCUUGCAGAGUCGUUCGGCGUCAUUGCCCAUCUGAUUCAUUUGGCAUCAUUGCUCAUCUGA